UAACUGAAACUUCAAUGGAAAUUUCUAAAGAAAUUUCUGAAGAAAUUGGCGAAGAAAUUCAAGAGCAAGAAGAAUCAACUUGUGAAAUUAUAUCUGUAUUAAAAAAAUCUAAAGGUCAUCCAUCUCGUACAAAAUAA
Funneliformis geosporum is the source of this 137-nucleotide messenger RNA. The record is from the annotation of a GenBank genome assembly. Lineage: Eukaryota; Fungi; Glomeromycota; Glomeromycetes; Glomerales; Glomeraceae.